AUGGGUUCAAUAGAGGCGAACAGAGAAGACCAGGCUGCCGCUUUUUCAUGGUGGUGGGAUAGCCAUAAUCAUCCCCAUCAAUCUCAGUGGCUUGAAGCUACUCUCUCAGAUUUGAACGAGAAGACUAAGCUCAUGCUAAAUAUUAUAGAAGAAGAUGGAGAUUCAUUUGCAAAGAGGGCUGAGAUGUUCUACAAAAGAAAACCUACGCUGAUAAACUUGCUAGAAGACUUCUACAAGUCGCACCGUUCGCUCGCUGAGAAGUAUGAUCAGCUUAGGUCUGAACUAAUUCAAGCCUCCCAUCUGAGAUCAUUUUCUUCCUUACACUCCUUGAAAGUCCAAACCAUCCACAAGUGUGAAAAGGAAGUCAAGGCUUUGAAGACACAGGUUGAGACAGACCAAGAAUCCUAUGAAGAAUCCGAUGGUGAGAAAAUGUGGGACGAAAAGAUCUCAGAACUCAUAGAUGAAAAUAUUCAGCAGCAGGCUGAGUUGAUAAGGAGAAACAAGUACCAGAAUGAAACAAUUCAGAAGCUGAGGGAUGAGAACAAAAGGUUGAAGAGUCCUCUCGCAGGGCAUAAGGCCGAUGAUCUCAAAAGGCAAAACCAAUCUCAGUUUUCAUUGUCCAAGUCCAAAGGGCCUUCUUUCCUUGGAAGGCUCACUGGAUGCACUGGCUCUUGA
Molecule: messenger RNA, 675 nt
Organism: Prunus dulcis (almond)
Lineage: Eukaryota; Viridiplantae; Streptophyta; Magnoliopsida; Rosales; Rosaceae
Product: protein NETWORKED 3A-like
Exons: 2
Coding region: 1-675 (224 amino acids)
Molecular function (GO): actin binding
Source: RefSeq, a predicted model, not a curated record